AUGUCAACUGAACGCGAAGAUAAGGUUUAUAUGGCCAAGAUUGCCGAGCAGGCCGAACGCUAUGAUGAAAUGGUGACAUACAUGAAGGAAGUUGCCAAGAUGAGCCCCGAUCUUUCUGUGGAAGAACGCAAUCUGUUGAGUGUCGCAUACAAGAAUGUGAUUGGUGCCCGCCGUGCAUCCUGGCGAAUUGUAUCGUCGAUUGAGCAAAAGGAAGAGAGCAAGGGCCACGAGGCUCAAGUCAACAAGAUCAAGGAAUACCGGAAAAAGAUUGAGAGUGAACUCUAUGAUGUGUGCAAUGACAUUCUUCAAUUGCUCAAGGAUUGUCUCAUCCCUGCUGCUUCUGAUGGUGAAGCCAAGGUCUUUUAUUACAAGAUGAAGGGUGAUUAUCAUCGUUAUGUUGCCGAGUACGCUACCAGCGAAGAUCGUAAGACUGCCGCAUCCGAAGCUCACGAAGCCUACAAGUCAGCUACCGACAUUGCACAAGUGGAGUUGGCAACUACGCAUCCCAUCCGUUUGGGUUUGGCUCUUAACUUCUCCGUCUUCUACUAUGAAAUCUUAAAUUCGCCUGAUCGCGCAUGCCACCUUGCUAAGCAAGCUUUCGAUGAUGCCAUUGCAGAACUCGAUACAUUGAGCGAAGAGUCCUACAAGGAUUCGACCUUGAUCAUGCAAUUGCUCCGUGACAACUUGACGCUUUGGACCUCCGAUCUGCAAGAAGAUGGUGACAAGCAAGACAAAUCGGCUGAAGCUCCCAAGGAUAACAACGAGCAAGCCCAAGAAUGA
Molecule: messenger RNA, 780 nt
Organism: Lichtheimia ornata
Lineage: Eukaryota; Fungi; Mucoromycota; Mucoromycetes; Mucorales; Lichtheimiaceae
Product: 14-3-3 family protein epsilon
Exons: 7
Coding region: 1-780 (259 amino acids)
Biological process (GO): signal transduction
Cellular component (GO): cytoplasm
Source: RefSeq, a predicted model, not a curated record